Messenger RNA from Caenorhabditis angaria, 201 nucleotides. The record is from the annotation of a GenBank genome assembly. NCBI's taxonomy places the organism in Eukaryota, Metazoa, Nematoda, Chromadorea, Rhabditida, Rhabditidae.
AUGGAUGUGUCAGCAGAAAAGACUGUUAGAAAAAGUGAAAGCGAGCGUGAAAUUUGUGUUUAUGGAAUCGUAAUGAUGAGUCAUUUUUUCGUUGAUUGGAUUUUUGUGGAAAUACAAUUUGUGAUGAGUGAACUACAAAAAAUGGAUGAUUUGUUGAUGUUUUUCAAGGCUCUUUCACUUUUGAAGGUGAAAAGAAGAUGA